AUGGAGACAGCUUCAGCUGCAGUUUCUGCUGAUUAUGAUGGUAAUGAUAAGAAGAUACAAUCAGAAGUAAGCUCUGGGAAGAAGAGUUUGGGGAAUGGAGGAGCUUUAAGUGAAAAUGAGUGGGAGACAGGAAAAGGAAGAACAUCUUGUCGGGUCUCAUCAACAUCACUGGCACAGAAAAAAGGGGCAACGAAAGUGAUUCUACCAGAUGAAUUGUUGUUGGAAAUUCUGAUACGGCUUCCGGGAAAGGAACUGGGAAGGUGCAAGUGUGUGUGCAAAUCUUGGCGAUUCGACGUAGUUGCUUUCACCACGAAGCUGAACGGUGGUGAUCACAGUGCCGGAAAAAUCAUUCGGCGAGAGAUCAAAUGGAGAGAUGGUCCGGCGGCGGACAACCGAGUCACCACUGUCAGUGGCCGUUUGCUUGGCAUGAGACGGCUGAGGGACGUCGGUAUUGGUCAUGAUCCGCCGGGGAAGAAAACAGAAAACAGACAACAGGAAGAUUAG
Oldenlandia corymbosa var. corymbosa is the source of this 504-nucleotide messenger RNA. Lineage: Eukaryota; Viridiplantae; Streptophyta; Magnoliopsida; Gentianales; Rubiaceae. The record is from the annotation of a GenBank genome assembly.